Cinara cedri is the source of this 10842-nucleotide messenger RNA. NCBI's taxonomy places the organism in Eukaryota, Metazoa, Arthropoda, Insecta, Hemiptera, Aphididae. The record is from the annotation of a GenBank genome assembly.
GUUUACACAUAAGUUUAGUUAAAAAUAAUAAGUUUGAUGUAAUAAUGGUUUAUACAAAUUAUUAUGACUAAAAUCAUAUUAAAACGAAUAAUAAAUAAUUAUAAUUACAAUUAUAUUGGUAUUCAUCACGGUAUUACAGGUUCUAUCAACAAGUAAUCACAAACCAUGAAUCAGGAAUACAGGAUGUCAGGAUGAAACUACAUAAAAUUUUUAUUGCACAAUAUAAUAAUAUAAUAUAAUACAAAUAUGGCACAACAAAUGCACCCAUGGACUUACAAACAUAUAUUAUCAGUUCUAUGAAUGCACCCCACUCCUCGAUAUUUAUUACUUUACUGGUAUUUAAAUUUUAAAUUGGUAAGUAGUAGUUAUCAAUCCGUUGUUAUUAUCUAUUGAGUCAUAAAUGAGUAUGAAAAUACAGAUGUUAAUAUUUUGUAGUACAUUUAAUACUAUUAAAAAAAUAAUAAUAAUGAGUGGAAUGUUUUCGUUCAAUUUAUUUAUGUAAUUAUGAUAUAAAAGUUCUUUACAAGCAACAAAUUUUCUUUGGACUAAAUUAAUAAACGAUAAUUAAUACUAAUAUGAUCAUGUGAAUAUUGUGAAUUUUAAUGUUGUUAUUCUAUUGCAGCACAUAUUACUUAUUAUUUUAGUAGUGCUUUACUAGCUAAUGGUUAAACUUUAUCAUCUAACAAUGACUCACGAUCAAGAGGAAAUCGAGUAAGUUCACAUAGUUUGAUAAUUAUAUUAUUAUGUGUAAGUAUCUAAUGGUUAGUUACUAAUUUUAAAUUUGCCUAUAAACAUUUAAUAAUUUAUAAUAUGUAGAAAUAAAAUAAUUAAUUAAUUAAUGCGUCGCCAGAAGUAUUAUAAUAUAUGUAUUGUACACAAAUCACAAAGUGAUUUACCUGAUAGUGAAUUUUUAAUUUGAAACUUGUCAUACAAUACACAUAUCAUUAUACUCCAGGUAACCAAUUCAUUUAUUUGUUUUCUACAUAUAAAUUAUUUAUUUACAAGUAUUAACCAUUUAAUAAUUUUGUUUUUACUUUAUUAUUUUAUUAAACAUUAAAUUAUAAGUUCAAUCAGUUACCAUUCUGUAUUGUUAACUAUUUACCUACUUAAAUUACAAUUAAUUAUGCAACAAUAAAUUACUUAUAAAAUAAAUUGGCAUUACAUAAUUAUAUAUAUAUGUUAUGUGCUGUGCUGUCUCUCAAAUAAUGCAACACUACUCUCUCUCUACCCAUGAAGUACCAACCUUAAAAUGCAAUAACAUGUCAAUAGCUUGAGGAAAGUUAAGAAUUUCAACAUCAAAAUGUAUUUAAACUAAAACUAACUAUUUGUGAAAUUUUCAAUAUAGGUUGCCAUUUAAAAAUCAAAAUAUGGUAGUGGUUUCACCACCAAACAUAAGCUUGAUAAAAUGUAAAGGUAUUGUGCUAAAGUGUACUUUACAAUUUUUUCCAAAAAACAAAAUUUUUAACACUGAUUCUAAAAAUAUUCGAUUUGUUAAGGAAAUCUUUGUUAAAAAAAAUUAUGACAAAAAAUUUUAAACAGAAAUUUUGAUCAGAUUUUCACAAAAGUAAGGACAUGUUUGUGAAGUAGUACAUUAAGGAAGUCAUUUUAUGAUUUUACUAGGGGUUUUCAUAAUAAAUUAGGACAAUUUAUGGAAUGUAUUAUUUUCAAGUUGUAAAUAUUACGACCUUUCAAAACACGUAUAACUGAACUCCGCUCAGAAUCGUUUUUCAUUAACCAUGAAUAAUCAUUGCAUACAAAUAUUAUACAUUAAGUUUCCUCUCUACCUCCUCAACUUCUUACCUACAAUUGUAUAUUAAAUAUUUUUUAUAAUCUAAUAUAACCAUUAUGAUUAGGUACCUAUGGUGUUAUAAAAAGAUAAAAAAAUAUGAAAAAUUAAAUGUAUACCUUUUGUUUCAAUAUUCCCCACCAACCUCAUGAUUACUCCUUCAUUCUCCAGAAUUUACAACUAACUAGCCUUGCUAAUUGCAGGCACUUAUCUUACCUGAUCUUCUUCACCUUCAUUAUUCCACUUUCUUCUUCUAAUUAUUCUCUCAACUCAUCCAUUUCUUGCCUUAUGUGCACUGCCAACUCGGACCUUUCAUUCAACCUGUAACCUGUCUACUUAUCUAAUUGUAUUUUUUUGGACUUGCCCUGUAUAUUGAAUAAAAUAAAUAAAUAAAUAUGUAUAUGUUCUUAUGUAAAAUAUAAGUUAUUCCAUACUUCAAUCAUAAGUAGAUUUUUUGGUUAUUUAUAUGAACCUACCUUAUUUACCUACCUUUUAACAUUGAGGUCACUUCAUCAAAUUACAAUUAAAUAAUAAAUAUUCUUUUGAAUAUUAAAUAAACAAAACAAAUCCACAUUAUACUAAAACCUAAAAUGUAUUCCAUGUACAACCUGUAUUCAACUAUAAACCAAUAAACUAGUUCCUAAGUUGUUAACUAGAUACCUAUUUAAAUUAUAUAUUGUAUAUUUACUUUUGAAAUAUUUAAUACUCAAGUUAGUAUAUUAAAAAAAUGGUUUUGUUCAGAUAUUAGUAAUUGUGAUAUACCAUGUUAUUAAACUAUGGUAGAUAGCAAGUUUAUCAAUUGUGAUUUCUUCUCAAGACAUUUGUUUGUUUAAACCAUAUCCUAGGAUUUAAAAAUAGCUAAAUCAUAAAGUUCUUAAUACUAUGGAGUAUACAAUAUACAUUAGUAAUAAUUUUCUAAUGGUGUUACUAAUAUUCUAACAUUUAUAGUUUAAAAAUAUUUUGUUCAAUAUUGAAUGUUUACUAGACACACUAUUUAAACAUUUUUUUUCAGAAGAUUGGUUUCAGCUCAAGAAGAAGAAAAGAAUUCGGAAUGUUGUGGUUUCUGGUACCAACUUUUACUAUCAGUAUUUGGAAUUACAUUUCUUUUUACAGGAAUUAUCAUGGCUGAUUUGUGGCCACAAAUAUUUGAUAACAUGAUGUCAAAUGUAAUGUUUGAUUGUCUUUACUUAUUUGAUUAACCAAUUAAUUUAAACAUAUUUAAUAAUAACUUACUACUAAUAAAAAAUAUAUAUUUGGGUUUUUUUUUUCAGAGAUUAGAAUUAAAAAAUAAUACUCAAACAUACAAAUAUUGGCAACAAAUACCAGUUCCAUUAAACAUGAGUGUGUAUUUGUUUAAUUGGACAAAUCCAGAAGCAACAAUAAAAAAUGGUGACAAACCUAUAUUACAACAGCUAGGACCAUAUGUUUUUAAGUAUGAACUGUUGAUAUAUAUCACAUAGAAAUAUAAUAAUAAACAUAAUAUUUUAGAGAAUACCGUACAAAAAUGAAUACAACUUUCAAUAAUAAUGAUACAAUAACAUAUAUGCAGUUGAAAAGUUGGAAGUUUGAUCCUAUUCUUUCAAAUGGAUCAUUGUCUGACCCUGUUACCACCAUUAACAUUGUGCUUAAUGUAAAUUUUAUAAUAUAAAAUUGUCAUUAUUAGUAUUAUAACAAUUCACUAUUUUUGUAGAUUUUGGGUGAAAAAUUGGUUGGUAUUAAUGAACACUGGGUGUAUGUUCUUACCAAUUAUUACUUAAAAAUUUUAAAAAUUGACAAGCCAUAUGUAACAAAGACUGCUGGUGAAUUUAUUUUUGACGGUUAUGAUGAUCCUAUUUUGGAUGUUGUCUUAAAAUUAAAAUCAUAUUUUCCCAUUCAAUUACCGUUCAAGAAAGUUGGAUGGUUUUAUGGAGUAAUAAUGCAUAUUUUGUUUUAAUUUGUAUAGUUUGUUAAUUAUUUGUAUAUUUUUUAAAUUAAAAAUGAUGAAUUAAUCUUCAGAUGAAUAUGUCUAUGUCUGCUGAUGGAAUAAUUAAUAUGUUCACUGGAAAAAAUAACAUCGAAGAAGUUGGAUUACUGCAUUCAGUUAAUUAUAACACAUCCUUGAAUACGUUCAAUAAAGAUUGUAGUAUUUCAAAAGCUUCUGCAGGUGAUUUAUGGCCCGAACACACAGCCACUAAGCCUAAUAUGACAAUUUAUGUACCCAGUUUUUGCAGGUAAUUUGAAAUUUUAAUUAUACAUCUAGUAACAUUGUAUUUAAAUAAAUAAUUAAUUUUUCUUAUUCUAUGAUCAAUGCUAAUGUAUUAGUUUUCUUACUUUAUAUGUCAAAAUAAGCCAAUAUAAAAUAUAAUAUUUACAAUAUAUUUGUUAGUAUUGUACUUCACUCUUAAGUUGACUUAAUUUACAUUUCAUCUUAAAUUUUGUUUUUAAAAAACCAUAAACGAUUUCUUAAUGCAAUAUUCUAUAUCUAUAGUAAACAUAGAGCCUUUAUUUUUAUUGAUUUAAUUAUCUUUUUACUUGAUGUACAUUAUAAUAUACUUUUGUUUUACAAUAAUUAAUCAUGAUAAUUGUUUUAAUCUUAUAAAUAUUAAUAUAAAUUGAUUAUAUAAUUCCAUUAUUUAAAUUUGUUUUAAAUGUUAUUUAAAGUAGUUAUUUUUUCGGCUAUCUUGUCGUUUGUGGUCUACUGCAGAUUGCAAUCUACAUGCUAUUACGAGACGUGUUUCGUAUACAUUCUACCUCACAAUUAUAAUUGUAUUUAUAAUAGAACUUUUAAUAGGACUCGUUCUUUUAUAACUUUCUCUUACCCUCUUAGUUAAGUCACUUGUUACGUGUGUUACUGAUGAGGGUGUCAUGGCCCUAGAAUUUAAACUCAACCAUAGACUUGACCUGAGGUCCCACAUAAAUUAUAUUGUAAAGGUUUUAAAAUUCUUGGGUUCGUGACAUUAUCCGAAGACUUUUGUUCCGGUAUAUCUAUUAAGGUAAUUUUUUAUACACUGGUGUGUCCAAUCCCUGAGUAUGGUGCGACUGUAUGGGAUCCUCAAACUGCAGAUGACUUGUUACAGUUUGAAAAGGUUUAGUGACGGUUUUUGCUAUUCACCUGUCGUUUAAUGUGAAUCCUGUAUGAGCCCCAUGACUAUACCCCUGUGUCUGAUUUACUCAAUUUAGCAUCUUUGGCUGAGCGUAGACGUUUAGUGUGUAUAAACUUCAUAAAAGGUCUAUUGAAUAAUAAAGUGGAUUAGUCUGUCCUCAUCUUUGUUUCAUUUUAAGGUUCCCCAGCUCAAUACUAAGUCAGCCGUUCUCUUUUCAAUUCCACCUUCUGCUACAAACUACAUGCACAAUGAACCUAUUAGGCAGUUAAUUAGUUAAACCAAUGCAGAUCCUCCUUCCUUAUGUCUGUCCAUGAAAUAUAUUUUUUUUUUUUUUUUGAAUGUCUUAUAAUCUAAAAAUUAUCUAUAUUGUACUUUUAAACAAAUGCUAUGCCCAUAAAUUUAUAAAAAAACAAACAAUUCAUAAUAUCAUUAUUGAAACGUGAUUAAGGAGAAACAAUAAAAGGGACAUAUUUAACGUUUUGUUAAGGAACAUGACACAAGUAUAAGUAGGGCUUGGAUUUAUAUGUAUUAAAUAAACCAAAAUAUGUAAUUAAAAAUCACUCACAAAUAUGUGAAAACAAAUUACAAAAAAACAUUACUCACAUAAAAAAAAUUUUAAAUUAUUUUAUAAAUGACAAAAAUGAAAAUACACAAAUUAAGACACUUGAAUUGAAAUUAUUAUGAAAUUGAACCUUAUUCAUCUUGAUCUUGAUAGUAAUGAAAUACCAUAUACAUUAUAAAUGCUCAAAUUGCCAAAGUUAAAUAAUCUACUGUUUGGUUGUAACACAGAUUUGUAUUGACUAAAUGAACACUUUAAUUCAACAGAGAUAAUACAAAUUUCAUAUUUGCAACAUCCAAAGAAGUGAGCUCAAUCAUCUGCUAUAUCAUCCCAUUUAUUCCGCAAUGGAUAUCUCUAAUUAAUUGUAUUUAGUAUUAUUUUGUUUACCUACUUUUGGAAAUAUAAAAAAUUAUCUGUAUUGAAAAAUACAAUUAUAUACAAAUUUAAUCGUGUAUGAACAAAUUAUCAAAAUAUGUAGGAAAAAAUGGGAUUAUUGAGAAAUAUUUAAAAACAUAUAUUUAUGAAAAAAAAAGUAAAAAUAUGUAAAAUCAAAUAUAGUUCAUUCCAUUGAAAAUCACUUAACACAAAUUUAUCACUUGCCUAAAUUAAAUUAUCAAGUCUUAGUAGAAAUAUGUAUUUACAUAUAAAUCCGACCACUAUUUAUAAGUUUAUUUUGUCAGUAAAACCCAUUUUUACAUCAUAUAAAACAAAAACCACUAUUUUAUAUUUUAUAUCAAUUUAUGGUCUAAUCAAUAAUCAGUGUUUCGAUGUAUUGCAAGUCUUUAUUAUAAAGAUGCCUUACCUUUAUUGCAUUUUAUAUUUAAUCGUAACUUGGAAACUGUCGGCACAAUGACAUGUACGAGAAUUUACUAACCUUUCGUAUUAUAUCCAAGUAGGUAAUAAAUAUUGUUGUAGAGCUAUAAAAACAGUAAACCGUAUAAAACAAGAUAGCCUAUUUUUUUUGUAGGUAAUAUUUGUAUUGUUCAUUUUUCUCAUAUACAUUUAUCCUUUUUAUCAGAAUUAUUUAUUAAAUAUUUAAUCUAUUCUAGUGCUAUCACCAUGACUAAAAAAAAUCAUACUUUUGUUAAUGGUAUCAAUGGUGUUGAAUUUAAUGCGGGAUCUGAUGUUUUCAAUAAUACUUGUUACUGUCCAUCAUCUGGAUGUCCAUUGCCUGGUGUACGGUCAUUAAGUUUGUGUGGAGAUAAUGUACUUCCAAUAUACAUUUCGUUUCCACAUUUUUAUUUAGCUGAUAAAUCAUAUAUUGAAUCAAUCGUUGGCAUGAAACCAAAUCAAACUUCACAUGAAUUUAAAAUGAUUUUGGAUAAUGUAAGUUUAUCUAGUUUUUAUAAGUAAAUAAUUAUUUAAUAAUUAAUUUUAAAAUUUUUUUUAUUAAAUGUUAUUUGUAUUAGGAUUUUUCAAUACCACUAGAGAUAGCCGCUAGAUUUCAAUUUAAUAUUAAAGUGCAUCCAAUCAAGAAUCUUAGGUAAAUACAUUUGAUUUAUUUUAAUUUAUAAAUAGAUUGAAAUACUUAUUAUUGUUAUUUCUAGAAUUUUGAAAAAUUUACCAGAAUUAUUCUUACCUGUAUUUUGGCUUUCUGAAAGUUUUGAAAUUCCACGUAAUGUUUCCAACCAGUUAUUGAUUGUUACAAAUGUGCUACCAAUUUAUAUUCCUUAUUUAUGGCUUACAAUGACUUUACUUGGAUCUGCAAUGCUAGUAAUUAGUAUCUACUUAUGGGUUACCAGGAAAAAUGAAUCAUUCACUACAUUAAACCCAUUAUAAAGAAGCUAUUUUAUUUUGUGACAAUCUCAGUGUUCCUAAAACAAAUUAUCACUUAACAACUAUCAAAUGUCACUGAAAUUUAAUAGUGAUUUAAAUAUUUAGCCAUUUAUAAUAUUUUACUAUCCUAUUUAAUAAUCUAUGUUGUCUCGUUUGUGUAUAAUAUACAUAUGACUAUUUUUUUUUUUUUUUUGUAUAUAUAUAUUUUAUUGUAACCAAACAUACAUACAUUGAGCAUAUUCUUUUAUAUAAAAUGUUACUAAAUCCUUGUAAACUAGGAUGUAAAAUUUACUACAUAAAAAUUAAAUAAUUAUAAUCAAUAACCUGAAAUUAAGAGCUGUAUAAAUAAAAGUAUAUAAGUUAAGUAAAGUAAAUAAAGUAUAUAGAUCAAUAUAUUUAAAACUAAAUAUAAGAUUCAAACAUAAUAUUAAUUUAUUAAUAGUUUUUAUACAAAAUAAAACUUUGGAAACUCAAUAUAUUUAUAUUAAAUUUGAUACAUAAAUGAAAUCAUUUAAUAUAAAAUGAGAAUUAUUAGUAGAUCUAACAUUUAUAAAACCAUACUCAUUUCUAUCAAAAAAUUUAUUUUUAUCCAGAAAUCCCAUAAGUCUAGAUUUUAUUAUUUUCCAAAUAAUUUAGAUAGUGAUAAAGAGAGUGAGAUAAGGCAAUAAUUAUUAUAAUUCAUUAUAUUUUCAUUUUUGAAAAUUGGAGGAACUGCACAUUUUUUAAUUAAAUUUGGAUAUACACCAGACAACAGGGCUAAAUUAUAUAUUAAUAUUAAAGGAAAGAGAUUACAUCUGAUGUCUUUUUAAGAAUAAUAUUUUGUAGUAUAUAUUCAAAGAAUGAAGGGUUUAAUUGAAUUAAUGAGUUUUUUAAUUUCAGAUUCAUUUAUAGGAGUUAGGAAAAUGCUAUCAUUCACUUUUGAGUUUUUACUAUUAUAAUUUAAAUUUAUUUUUGUAAUUUUUCCAGAAAUAAUUUUAUCUUAGAUACUUUAUCCGACAUCUAUAGAAAAUCUAUUAAAUUCAUUACAUACAUCAAAUAUAUUUGAAUUAGAUCAAUUACUUAAUUUCAUGUCAUUUUAUAUUGUUAUAUAACUUACACUUUACUUAAAAUAUUUUUCUAUGUGGAAAAAAAUUACAUUUUUAAAUUAUGUAAUACAUAAUUAUGUGUAUCUUAGAGCUAACAUAAUGAGAAUUUAUUCACCAGUAUUAAAUAUGUGUUUACAUACAGGUUUUUUUUCAGUAAAUAGCUUGUUUCUAUAAAUACCAUUUCCGAUAAAAACCAAUAUUUUGUUAAAGGUUAACUUACUGAUUACUAUUUUAACAACUUUAUAGUUAGUUAAACAUAACUUUACAUAUUACAUUACUUAACAAGUUGCAUUAAGUACAACAUAAUAUUUUUUAGCAUUUAUAUAGUUUAUUGGUAGUUACUGAUACUAAGAGUAAAUUUAUGAAAUGACUUGCCUAGAGUUCUGUUCUUGGAGUCCCAAAUUUUACUAAAAAUUUUAAAAUCCUUAUACCAUAUAUGUUUAUUUAUAUUUAGUAAAUAUAUUAUUAAAUAUUGACCAUUGUAGGUUUUUAAAUUAAGAUUUUAAAUUUUAAUAACUAUUAUUAUACUUUUUUUUGUCUUUAAACAACUUUUUUACCAGAAAAUUUGCUACGGUUUUCUAGUAUUGAAUCUAUUUAAACAAAACAAUUUGAAUCGUUGGUGCUGUAGGAAAUCGUUUUUAUUUUUUACUUUCUAUUUUUGGGCUACACGGCUGUACUAAAUGCGUCAAUACGCAAGCACUUUUUGACGUGUGUCAUAGAAGUACAUUAUUAGUUAUUUUCUAUUUUAAUGUGAGUUUAUAAUAGCAAUACAUAUGUACAAUGUGCCUGACACGUGAAAAAAAAGGUUAUGGGAACAGGUACAUGAGUAACGUGCGUUAAAAAUAACGCACCUAAUAGGGAAAUUAAAUUUCAUCGACCCAUUAUUUCUUCAAUGGACGUUGAAUAUGCCAAUGCCCAAAUUAAAUUUGUAUGGUUUUCAAUGUGAAAGUCAACCAUGUGAUCAAACGAGUGCACUUCACACGGACGCACUAUCCGGAUGCAAAAAAGACCAUUUGCAUACUGUUCACAAUUUAUUGGAUCCACCCAAUAGGUAUUUUUGUUACCUAAAUUUUGUUUCAUAUAAAAACAUGUUGGAGAAUCAAAACUCAUCCGAGUCCAUAUUUCAGCCGUGAAAGUACUACCUACCUACGUAAGUCUUCAAUACUACUAUUUACUAUUACUACUACUACUACUUCUACUACUUACUAUUCAUGUACUUCAAAUACUAAAUACGGACGUCAUAUCAACGUUAGUGUGCCCGCUCUAUGCGUACAUUAAAAAGUACACACUCAUUUCCUACGCUUGUGUGGCCCCAACCUUAAUUAGGAAAAAUUAUUAGGAAUUAUUAGGAAAAAUAAGAAAAUAUAUGGAAAAUGUCGAUUUCAAUAUUUUUGAUCAUGUUUUGAUGUAAUUCGGUUAAAAAUUAUUGUAAAAACGUGCAAUUUUUAAAAGAAUUUUGACAAUGGCUAUCAUCCGAAUUUAAAUUCACUAAAAAUUAUUGAAAAAUGCUAUAAAAAAAGUUAAAAAUGCAUUUUAUUGCGGAAAUGCUCUUCAAAAAUGACAUAGACUUUUUUAAAUUUAUUGUUUUAUUGAUCACUUUAUAUUUAUAAAAAAAAUGAAAAAUUUGAUUUGUAACUAGCGACGAUAGUAUUGACUGAUUGACUGGAAAACCUGAAAAACAUGGGUAAUAUUUUGAAUUAGCUAAAUUUAAAUUAUUAAGUCGUAUUAUAGAUUAAUAUACUAAGUAUACUUAAUUGAUGCAUCAUAUGAUAUACAAAUAGCAAAUACUACAUUAUAACAAUGUACUCAUAUAUUAUCAUACAAAUAUGCAAUAAAAAAAAAAAAGCUCUAAAAAUGAAAAAGGCAAAAUAAAAGGUACAAAUUUGAAGUCUGUUACAUGAAUCAAAUUAUAUACUUGGAAAGUUUUGACUAAUAUCAAUCAAAAAAAGAUACAUUUUACAGUCAAAUCUGGGCCUAAAUAAUUAUUUUAAAACAUUCUGCCAAUAUUUUAGUUAUUGAUUGGAAUCUGACAUAAUAGUUAUUUUAGUUUUUGUUUAGGUUUUAAGUGAUGUAUUUAUAAAAUUAUUUUGUCUGAACAGAAAUAUAUGUAAAGUUCAUAAUAAGAUUUAAAAAAAAUGUUAAGCGUAAUUCAUUAGUUUCAUAAGAAGUGUUUUAAGUUUCAAAAUCGUAAAAACCACAGAACAUUAUACCAGUAUUUGAAAAUACCGCCAGCUAUAAUGAAUCUUAUUAUAAAUAUCACAAGUAUAUUAUGUAUUUUUUUUUAUACUACCAACAUAUUAAAUUAUAGAAUUUAUAGAUAAAUCUUAAUUUGUAUAAUAUAUUAGACUGAAAUAAAUAAUGUAUGUACAAGAUCAUUAAAUGAAACAAUAAAUAUACAAAUCGAUUUGAAAUGAAAUAAUGUAAAAUAUAUUAUUUUAAAUUGUUAUUUCUAACGGUGUAAAAAAAAGCUAAAAUUUUACCAUGCUCAUGGAUGUACAGAUAAAGUUACAAUAAGAAUCACUUUUGUUUUAUUAAAAAAAAAUUGUUGAAUAA